Messenger RNA from Sinocyclocheilus grahami, 1127 nucleotides. It is a transcript of the gene dynlt5, whose product is annotated as dynein light chain Tctex-type family member 5. The transcript has 5 exons. Gene Ontology annotation, molecular function: dynein intermediate chain binding. Gene Ontology annotation, cellular component: cytoplasm; cytoplasmic dynein complex. The record is from RefSeq and is a predicted model, not a curated record. Gene Ontology annotation, biological process: microtubule-based movement. Lineage: Eukaryota; Metazoa; Chordata; Actinopteri; Cypriniformes; Cyprinidae. Bases 94 to 627 code for a protein of 177 amino acids.
GCGGUGCUGAGCAUUUCCGGGUUUGUGGAAGAGUCGCAUCAAAGCGAUUUUCGCUGAAUAGCAUUUACAAUUGAGUGGAUAUUCCGCAAUAAAAUGUCUGAUUUAGCGAAAGAGAAAGCAGCACGUCUGCUGAAGAAGCGCGGAAGCUUGUCUUCUCUGGGCAGUCAUGAAGUCAGAGCUAAAGAAGCCUUUGCCAAAACUAAGGACUCUAUCAGCACAGUGUCCUACAUGGAGGAGUCUGGACAUCAUGAUGAUAUUGCACGGCCUGCGGUGCAAAUGGAGAACAGCUAUCAGCUCAGCCCCGCACGACGUUUCCCGGUGUUAACAGUGAAGGACAUUCUGAAGGAUGUGUUGACCAGCUACCUGCAGGAGGAGAAAUAUGAACCCGAGCUGUGCCGACAGAUGACCAAAACCAUCUCUGAGGUGGUCAAGGCCAGAGUUAAAGAUUUGAUGAUUCCCCGCUAUAAGAUCAUCGUCAUCAUCAGCAUUGGUCAGAUCAGAGACCAGAACAUGCGCAUGGUGAGUCGAUGCCUGUGGGACGAAACAAACGAUAAUUUCUCCUCGCAUACUUUCAAAAACAGCUCGCUUUUCGCCACCUCUACGGUCUAUGGUGUUUAUUUUGAAUGAGUGUGUAAGAAUAUCAGCUGGGUUUUAGUGACGAGUGAUUUCAGCCGACCAGUGGCAUCUACACUUCAUAUUUGCUCUGAGCUGUCUCAAGUCAGUUAAAUGGCCUUUAAAAUGACUUUUUGAGGUUACAACUAGAGGUUGAGUAUGUAUGAGGCAAUUCCGCUUCCUCAACAUCUCUCAUAAUGAUAAGUUAAAUGCAACGGUUUAAACAAACAUAGGAACAUACUGCUGACUGUGUGCAUUUGAGAUAUAUAUAUAUCAAAAAUAAUAUUUUGCACUCAUGUUAAUUCUACAUUCUUGCUGAUGAUGAUUGAUUUGUGAAAGCUUCAAAUGAAGUUGCUAAGGGCUGUAAAUGUUGUCCAGAAGUGGAAUUAUUGUCUAUAUUGCCUAAUGCCUACUAUUUAAUGUUUAUAUUAUGGAAGCACAUUUUGGACACAAUUUAAAUACCAUUGUCUUAAGAAAAUGAUUUACCUCAUAUAAACAUUUAAAAUAUUAAUCUC